AUGGCACAGUUCAUACAAAAUCAGUUCCGGGGCGAAGUCUUUGAGACGACGAUGCGCCUUUGCGAAGUAGUGUCUUCGGGCUUGUCUGGUUGGUCUUCUAUCUUUGAACCUCGAAAGCUGAAACUCACCAAGGUAUCACUCAAGCUCUGCCGAGGACCGGAAAUCUCAUCAGCGUGUCACGGUGCAAAAAUAUUUGGACCCAUUUUCAACGGCAAGCAAGACUAG
Penicillium manginii is the source of this 225-nucleotide messenger RNA. RefSeq lists its product as uncharacterized. The record is from RefSeq and is a predicted model, not a curated record. NCBI's taxonomy places the organism in Eukaryota, Fungi, Ascomycota, Eurotiomycetes, Eurotiales, Aspergillaceae. Bases 1 to 225 code for a protein of 74 amino acids. The transcript is spliced from 2 exons.